Molecule: messenger RNA, 2258 nt
Organism: Hippoglossus stenolepis (Pacific halibut)
Lineage: Eukaryota; Metazoa; Chordata; Actinopteri; Pleuronectiformes; Pleuronectidae
Gene: hoxb5a
Product: homeobox B5a
Exons: 2
Coding region: 223-1188 (321 amino acids)
Biological process (GO): regulation of transcription by RNA polymerase II; anterior/posterior pattern specification
Cellular component (GO): nucleus
Molecular function (GO): DNA-binding transcription factor activity, RNA polymerase II-specific; RNA polymerase II cis-regulatory region sequence-specific DNA binding
Source: RefSeq, a predicted model, not a curated record
CACACACACCCCUCCAUCGAACUCACACACACACACACCACCCCACCCCCAUAUUUGGACGGCGCAUACAAAGCUAAAAACGAAGUACAGUGCAACGCCAUAAUUCACUAAUACAUCAUAAAUCGUUGAAAGUACCCGCGUUAUAACGACCAAGAGAAAUCUAACAAAUCAAGCGCCCCGUGGUACUUAACAGUAAGACUGCAACUCUCUAAAACAACCUAAAUGAGCUCUUACUUUGUAAACUCGUUCUCGGGGCGCUACCCAAAUGGCCCCGACUAUCAACUGCUAAAUUAUGGAGCCAGCAGCGGCGCAAUGAACGGCGGGACGUACAGGGACUCUUCCUCCGCCACCAUGCACCAUGCGACGGGCUCGUAUGGCUACAGCUACAAUGGCAUGGACCUGACCGUCACCAGCCGGGGAGGGGGGAGCAGCAACGCCGCCGCCAACGGAGGACACUUCGGGGGAGGCUCUGUCGUCGGGGACUCCCGGGGCUAUGGCUCCCCGACCCCGGAGAGGAGUUUCCAACAGCCCUCCAGCUGCUCCCUUGCCUCCGUGGCAGACUCGCUUCUGUCACCCGCCGGUGGAGACACCAAGCUGUGCGCCCAGAGCUCGUCUCCGCGCUCGGAGCAACCAGGAAGCGGUAAUCUCAGCUCCCCAAACCUGCCCUCCAACUCCUCCGGUGGCGGCGGCGGCGGCGGCGGCGGCGGCGGCACGGCGCAGCGCUUCACGGAGCUGGACGACGCGUCGCCAGAGAUCGACGAAUUGCACCACAGCCGGGACACUGGCCACGGCCGGAACCCGUCCUCCCGGACCGGACACCCGCACCCCGUGCAGAAGCAGGAGGGCGGCGCGGCGGGACCAGCCUGCGGCAGCACGACGGGGAGCGAGGCUCAGACGCCACAGAUAUUCCCCUGGAUGAGAAAGCUGCACGUAAACCAUGAUAUGACGGGCCCCGACGGGAAACGGGCGCGGACGGCGUACACCCGCUACCAGACCCUGGAGCUGGAGAAGGAGUUCCACUUCAACCGGUACCUGACGCGGCGGCGGCGCAUCGAGAUCGCGCACACGCUCUGCCUCACGGAGCGGCAGAUCAAGAUCUGGUUCCAGAACCGGAGGAUGAAGUGGAAGAAGGACAACAAACUGAAAAGCAUGAACCUCGCCACCGCCGGCAGCGCCUUCCAACCAUAAAGAAAAAAAUUAACCCAUUAAAAAAAAAAAAAUCCGUCCGUCCAUCUCUUUGGAAAGGUUACAGCCAUGACGCACAGGCUUCCCAACAAACUGUAGCAAGGCAAUGGAGAAAAGAAGAGACGCCAGUGGAGAGUGGAGCUGGAGGAGAAGACGUGAUGAAGAAAUGUGUCACAAACAGAUUCCACAUCGAGAUUUCAAAAACACUUCCUACUAUCAACUGAGUACUGUACAACACAGCGCAGCACUUUUUAUUUGUUCGGCAUGUUGGUCUUUGGUGUUUUAGGGCAACGUUAAAAAAAAAAAACUGUGGUACUUGCUCUUGUAAAAAAAAAGAAGAAGAAGAAGAAGAAACAAAAAGAAACGUAGUGUUCCUGUAUGUCUUUGUCGUUUUUAAAUUAGUUGUCCAGUGGAGAGGAGUCGAGGAUGAAUAUGCUACCUAACAUACGUCCUACCUUACAACCUUACUACCUACCUGUUGUUUAAGGUCUAAAUGUCGUUGUGUGUGUCGAGUGCGGUGUUUUGUAAUUGACAAAGUGCUUUCUAGAAAAGUCAGCAUGUGAGCUCUUAUUCGUAAGUUAUUCACUGCCCAGCAACAGUAAAUGUAUCGGCCGCUCCCUUCCUCGGCGACUUUUCAUCCAGAUCUGAUCCAGUUUUCGCUGAGCAGGGGACAGGGAAGGUGUGAGGGUCAGCUCGGUCUACAUCUCCGUCUCCACACAUAAUGUUGUGUAUUACUCAAAAAAAAUAUGUAACUGUAUAUUAUUACUAUUGUAAUUAUUGGAUUCAUGUUCCAGAAAGGAUGUAUAUAGAUAUUGACAUUUUUAAAUGUACCCAUGCAGUUCACUAUUUGUACUCGCUGUGUGUGUGUGUGUGUGUGUGUGUGUGAGAGAGAGAGAGUGUGUGAGUGUGUGUGCGCAUGUAAGGGAAAUGGCUACCGUCCUGUAAGGCCUGUAAGCUUUCUGCCAAUAAGCUUUUUGUAUUUGUUUGUAACUUGGAGUAAAACAGACAAUAACUAAGAGAAAAAGAAAGAAAGAUAAAAAAAAUAAAGUUCCUCAUUCUCGUCAUGAAAAGUA